CGCACACACACAGUAGUUUUGGCCAGUGUGACUCUUAUCACCCCUCAGUCUGGAGGUUUGGAGUAAACAACGACACUUUCGUACGACUCGAAGCUGCUGCGCCACUUCAUCUAACGGACUCUAUGUUCGGCAGUGAGUCAAAAACACUUUACUUUUUGGUGGGGGUUCCAAACUCGUGUGUUUUCUACCUCUUGCUUGAGUCUUCAACGACUUGAUCCGCGGGAUUCAGUGGAGGCAGCUCGUGCUCGUGCGAGGUUUGAUGGUGGAAGAUUAACUUAAAGUUGAGCUUUAGCAGCAUAAAUGACCGCGCUGUUCCAGCCGUGACCACAGAGAGAGAGAGAGAGAGGAGUGGGACGGACUUGGAUGUUAUUCAGCGGUUCUUGGUGCAACUGUAGACAUCUGAAAUCGCAUCAACAAACAAGCAAACAUGACCAAGAAACUAUGUGGGACCAAUUACCCGACCAGCAUCUGCUUCAUAGUGGUGAAUGAGUUCUGCGAACGCUUUUCCUACUAUGGCAUGAAAGCGGUGCUGACACUCUAUUUCCUCUCCUACCUCAAAUGGGACAAGGACCUCUCCACUGCCAUCUACCAUGCCUUCAGCAGCCUCUGCUACUUCACACCCAUCCUGGGAGCUCUCAUCGCUGACUCCUGGCUUGGAAAAUACAAGACCAUCAUCUACCUCUCCAUCGUCUAUGUGAUCGGCCAUAUCGUCAAGUCAGUUGGAGCCAUUCCCAGUGUGGGAGACAGCACUGUGCACAUUGCUUUGUCCAUGGUGGGUUUGAUACUCAUAGCCUUCGGCACCGGAGGAAUCAAACCAUGCGUUGCAGCGUUUGGAGGAGACCAGUUUGAUGAGGAACAUACAACUGAGAGGCAGAAAUUCUUCUCUAUUUUCUACAUGUCAAUCAAUGCAGGAAGCGUCCUGUCUACAUUAAUCACACCCUUAUUGAGAGGUGAUGUGCAGUGUUUCGGUGGUGACUGCUAUGCCCUGGCCUUUGGGGUUCCUGCAGCUCUGAUGGUUGUGGCUCUUGUUGUCUUCAUUGGUGGCAGUGGGUUGUACAAGAGGAAUCCUCCCCAGGGAAACAUCAUGUUGCAAGUCUGCAAGUGCAUUGGAUUUGCCAUCAAAAAACGCUGGAAGAGCUCAAAGAAUGACCCUAAGAGGAAGCACUGGCUGGAUUGGGCUGAGGAGAAGUACCCGAAACGUCUCAUCCAGGAGAUUAAGAUGUUGCUGCGGGUUUUGGUGCUCUACAUCCCACUGCCGAUGUUCUGGGCUCUGUUUGAUCAGCAGGGCUCCCGCUGGACCCUUCAAGCCACCAGAAUGAACAUGGCUUUUGGAGAAGCCUUUGUUAUUAAGCCAGAUCAAAUGCAGAUGUUGAACGCUCUGCUGAUUCUUAUUUUUGUGCCCAUCUUUGACCUCGGCAUAUAUCCGCUCAUUGGCCUCUGCAGAAUCAACCUCACGCCUUUGAGGAAAAUUGCUGCUGGGAUGGUUUUUGCAGCUUUUGCCUUUAUAGCAGCCACAAUUGUGGAGGUGAACGUUGUGAAAACAGUAGUGGAUCCUGCACCUGCAGGACAUUGUCUCCUGCAGACCUUUAACUUGGCAAAAGGUGAUAUCAACGUGAUCAUUCCUGACAAUGACCUGUAUCCAGAGCCAAUCCCAUAUCUUCAGGAUCCUCCUCAAUAUAAAACGCUUGCACUGGGGACGUCCAGCAAGAAUUUAACAAUACAGGUGACUUUCAAUGGAACAGCCUCAGACUGUAAACAGUAUUUUAAGCAACAAAAGGCCUACAGUCUCAUCUUCUACACCGAGCCUACUGGAAUUCAAUGCAAACUUGUGGAAGACUUCAUUAAGAAAAAUGAAGAUGGGAAUCCUCGUGUCAGGUUCCUCAACACACAGCCAGAAGCAUUUAACCUAACUGUUGGAGAUGUGACUUUCCCUGUGCCCUCGGGUCACAGUAUGUCUGAAAACAAGACUGUGGAGCGGGGAGAUUACUCAUCUGUCAGCUGCAGCCCCCUAGCAGAGAAGUGCUCAACUCUGGACCUGGGCCUGCUGGACUUUGGAGCGUCCUACACCAUCAUACUCACCGAGGUAUUGGAUAAGUUUGACGCUAAGAAGAUGGUGGACGUGAAUGCCAACAACGUGCACAUUGCCUGGCAGAUCCCUCAGUACACCCUCAUAACUGCUGGAGAGGUCAUGUUCUCCAUCACAGGCCUGGAGUUCUCCUACUCACAGGCUCCAACCAACAUGAAAUCAGUCCUGCAGGCUGGCUGGCUGCUCACUGUUGCUUUUGGGAACGUGAUAGUGCUAAUUGUGGCCGAGGGUGCAGGGCUGGAACAGUGGAAAGAGUUCCUGCUGUUUGCCGGCCUGCUGUUGGGCGUCUGCAUCAUCUUCUCCAUCAUGGCCUACUUCUACACCUACGUCGACCCCGAUCAGCUGCAAAAAAUGCACCUGGACGAUUCAGGGAAGGAGGAAGGUGAUGAUGCUAAUGAUGAUGAUGAGAAGAAAAAUCAUAAUGGCAUCCAGCUGGAGAAGACGAGAAAGUCCACUCGUUUUUAACUGUGCCACAUUACAGAGGUUAAGUACUGAGUCAGACACUUUUUUUUUUUUGUGGUGUUUUUUAUGUACAUUUUCUUUUUUUUUUUUGUAAAAAUGAAGCCCUAAGACGUUGGACCCUUGUUGUGGUGUGAAGUCCAGUGUUUUCUUUUGUGUAACAGUCCAGUCCCUUCAAUAUGUAUCAGUGUACCAGCGUCAUAUUGUUUAAAAGAGGCAGCGUUAAAUGAUCAAGAAUGAUUUACAACGCUGUAGAUAUUUGUCGCAUAUUAACAUCAUGUCAAGUUUUUCCUGUGACGCUAAAUAAUAAUCAUAACACUUAUUAACUGAACAUAGAGGAGUGGUUUAAAGUUUACAAUGUGUACCUUUAAUAAUAUUGAAGAAACUGUGGUUUUGCACGUUGUAACCAAUAGUCAUUCAGCAUCAUGUAACAUUAGAGCCAACUAUAAUACAGCUUUUAUUCUUUAAGAAAGUUUUUUUUUUCUGUGAUUUAAGUGACGCAGCAACCUUCAUUU
Molecule: messenger RNA, 3060 nt
Organism: Solea senegalensis (Senegalese sole)
Lineage: Eukaryota; Metazoa; Chordata; Actinopteri; Pleuronectiformes; Soleidae
Gene: slc15a2
Product: solute carrier family 15 member 2
Exons: 22
Coding region: 428-2551 (707 amino acids)
Biological process (GO): transmembrane transport; oligopeptide transport
Cellular component (GO): membrane
Molecular function (GO): dipeptide transmembrane transporter activity
Source: RefSeq, a predicted model, not a curated record